Oryzias melastigma (Indian medaka) is the source of this 647-nucleotide messenger RNA. RefSeq names its product C-type lectin domain family 4 member C. The coding region runs from base 186 to 647 and encodes 153 amino acids. The record is from RefSeq and is a predicted model, not a curated record. NCBI's taxonomy places the organism in Eukaryota, Metazoa, Chordata, Actinopteri, Beloniformes, Adrianichthyidae. The transcript is spliced from 5 exons.
GACAGGUGUGUUAGGGCUGAGUGAACCAGCUGGGAGACAUCUGGGUAUGAGAGCAAAGGCAGAUGGGAAAUAUAGUAGGAGAACCAGGAAGUAGUCAACACUCUGGUGACAAUUCAUGUUGAUGACCAGAGAUAGAGACAGGGAACCGAUUCCUGAAUGGAAAGGAUAAAGAUCAUUCUCCCAUAAUGGAUAUAUUGUGCUUUUUUACAGGAAAGAAAUCAUACAUUGUGAUUGCUGUGACUGUUGGUCUGCUGUACGUUCUUCAGGCGGUUCUCAACAUUUCACUUCGUCUUUAUCUCACAUGUUCUGGGGGAACUGAGACGAUUUUUAACAAUGUGACCAUUGAGGAGGAGUUAAAGAACUUGACCGAUGAGAGGGACGAGCUCGUGCAGAAGCUUGAGCAAUAUGAUAUGCAACUUACAGGUUUAAGACGUGAAAAAGAUGAACUGCAGACCAAACUGAAUCUCUUUGAUCACUAUCUAAAACAAAAUUGGAUCUAUUUUAGUGGAAGCUUUUAUUAUAUUUCUACAACCGAGAAAUCCUGGCAAAGCAGCCGAGAUGACUGUUUGGGAAGAGGUGCAGAUUUGAUCAUCAUUAACAGCAAAGAAGAAAAUGUACAGCCCUUCUUUAGUAGUAAAUUUGUAUAG